AUAUGACUCCGUCAGGCUUGGCUUUACUCAAAACAGCAACGAUACUGGUUGUAGCAACAAGCGCCCUUAUUGAAACAGAUGCGUUCAUCAUCAUCCCAGAAGACUUCACUACACUUAGCAACGCAAUUUGGUCUUUCCUACCACCUAUCAAAAGUGGUUUGCUGUCCAAAGUCGGCCUCGGUUUCAGGCUGGGGAGAAAUGCGGAUUUUCAAGUCUUGUUCGAAAUCGGACCCCAGAUGAACAACACGAACACGAAUCGAACAGACGCAACUGUUUCGCCCAACGCAAUCGCGCCUCAGGCAAGGAGCAAAAGGACGAAAUAUUCCAAGAGGUUUAAGAAAUUGCCUAGCAAAUAAGAAAACGAUUUAAAGCUGAAUUAGACUUUAAAUUAAAUAAAUGUCUGUCUUUCUACUAAACAGCACGUUGUUACCGUCAGAUGUUUCUCUCAAGUACUUAUUUAUAAAGGAUUUGAAUUAUAAACAUGAGCAUAAACGAGAAAAGAAAAACUACAAUGUAUGUCAUUUUAAUUUUAUUGUAUUUAAUGGAUAGUAUUAAUUUAAUUUAAGUUUCUAAAUUGUAAUUACUUUCGGAGCGUUCCCAGCAUAAUACCAUAUUUGAACUAUUGAUUAACGCUCGAC
Molecule: messenger RNA, 638 nt
Organism: Cimex lectularius (bed bug)
Lineage: Eukaryota; Metazoa; Arthropoda; Insecta; Hemiptera; Cimicidae
Exons: 3
Coding region: 3-356 (117 amino acids)
Source: RefSeq, a predicted model, not a curated record